Molecule: messenger RNA, 6361 nt
Organism: Neofelis nebulosa (Clouded leopard)
Lineage: Eukaryota; Metazoa; Chordata; Mammalia; Carnivora; Felidae
Gene: CAPN10
Product: calpain 10
Exons: 12
Coding region: 7-2004 (665 amino acids)
Biological process (GO): proteolysis
Cellular component (GO): cytoplasm
Molecular function (GO): calcium-dependent cysteine-type endopeptidase activity
Source: RefSeq, a predicted model, not a curated record
CCCAGGAUGCGGGCGCCGGCCAGGGAGCUGUUCCGAGACGCCGACUUCCCCGCCUCGGACUCCUCACUGUUUUCCAGCUUCUCCACGCCGCUGGCCCAGUUCCGGGAGGACAUCACGUGGAGGAGGCCCCAGGAGCUCUGUGCCACACCCCGGCUGUUUGCAGAUAACCCACAGGAAGGACAGGUGAAGCAAGGGCUGCUGGGAGACUGCUGGCUGCUGUGCGCCUGUGCUGCCCUGCAGAAGAGCCGGCGCCUCCUGGACCAGGUCAUUCCUCCGGGACAGCCGAGCUGGCUCGACCAAACGUACCGCGGCUCCUUUACCUGUCGAGUUUGGCAGUUUGGACGCUGGGUGGAGGUGACCAUAGAUGACCGUCUGCCUUGUCUUGCAGGGAGACUCUGCUUCUCCCGGUGCCAGAGAGAGGAUGUGUUCUGGCUUCCCUUACUGGAGAAGGUCUAUGCCAAGGUCUAUGGGUCCUAUGAGCACCUGUGGGCCGGGCAGGUGGCGGAUGCCCUGGUGGACCUCACUGGUGGCCUGGCAGAAAGGUGGAGCUUGAAGGACUUGGCAAGAACCGGCAGCCGACAGGACAGGCCUGGCGGCUCAGAGCACAGGACUUGUCGGCAGCUACUCAGCCUCAAGGACCGGUGCCUGAUAAGCUGCUCGGUGCUCAGUUCCAGAGCAGGUGCCAGGGAGUUGGGGGAGUUUCAUGCCUUCAUUGUGUCGGAUCUGCGAGAGCUCCGGGGGCGGACUGGCCAGGCCAUCCUGCUGCUGCGCAUUCAGAACCCCUGGGGCCGGCGGUGCUGGCAGGGGCCCUGGAGAGAGGGGGGCGAAGGGUGGAGCCAGGUGGACCCGGCAGAUGAGGCUACACUGCUGUCCCAGCUGCAGGAAGGGGAGUUCUGGGUGGAAGAGGAGGAGUUCCUCCAGGAGUUUGAUGAGGUCACCGUGGGCUUCCCGAUCACGGAGGCUGGCCACCUACAGAGCCUCUACUCAGAAAAGGAGCUGUGCCACACUCAGGAGCUACCCGGGGCCUGGGUCAAGGGGCAGUCUGCAGGAGGCUGUCGGAACAACAGCGGCUUUCCCAGCAACCCCAAAUUCUGGCUGCGGGUCUCGGAACCAAGCGAGGUGUACGUUACCGUCCUGCAGAGACCCAGGGUGCGCACAGCAAACUGGGCAGGCCGGGCUCGGGCACCGUUGAGGGACGACCGUGCCUCAUGGACCCCGGCCAGCCUCCUGGGCAAGGACUACCAGGCCGUGGGCCUGCAUAUCUGGAAGGUGGAGAAGCGGCGGGUCAGCCUGCCCAGGGUCCUGUCCACGCCCCCCGUGGCUGGCACUGUGUGCCACGCCUACGACCGGGAGGUCCACCUCCGCUGUGAACUCGGCCCCGGCUACUACCUGGCCGUCCCCAGCACCUUCCUGAAGGACGUGCCGGGGCAGUUUCUGCUCCGGGUCUUUUCCAGUGGGAGAGUCUCCCUCAGUGCCAUCAAGCCGGCGACCACGAGCCCUGCCUCUGGGGAGGCCCUGCCCGCAGGGGAGUGGGAGACCGUGCAGCUGCGGGGCUCUUGGAGAGUCGGCCAGACGGCGGGGGGCAGCAGGAACUUCGCCUCCUACCCUACCAACCCUUGCUUCCCCCUCUCGGUCCCUGAGGGCGCAGGGCCCCGCUGCAUCCGAAUCACUCUGCGCCAACACUGCCGUGACAGCGAAUGCCACCCCAUCGGCUUCCACGUCUUCCAGGUUCCGGUGGAUGGCGGGAGCCAGGGCGCGUCCCGCCUGCUGCUCCAGGACCCUCUGCUAAGCUGUGUGCCACACUGCUACGCCCAGGAAGUGAGCCGGCUCUGCCACCUGUCGGCGGGGACCUACAGGAUUGUGCCCUCCACCUACCUGCCAGACACAGAAGGGGCCUUCACGGUGACCAUCGCCACCAGAAUAGACAGGCGCUCCAUUCACAGCCAGGAAAGGCUGGGGCAGCUUCUCCAGGAGGCCUCCUUCAUGGCAGUUAUGAAAACCUAACUGGGUGACCCCCGUGUCGGCUCCGGUGACUGGGGGGUGAGAGGCCCCCUCCCACGGUGCCACCAGCCUCCACGCUGUGGCUCACAGCCCCGAGUCGGACGGCUGCACGUGCCCGCGGGUCCCGCAGGGAGGUGGCCGUGGGGCGAAGCAGGUGCCUCGGAAAGGCAAAAACCGCUGCAUCGGGCGUCCUUGUUCCAUGGCGCUGAGGCCGGAGAGCCUCCCAGAGACCCUCGGCGGCAUCUGUGUCCGGCUCCAGAGAGAGGCCUCACAGGGGACAAGAGCGUAGCAGGACAAAUCUUGUUUAGAACCGGUUAUUACGGCAGACGUUUUUAGGAAGAAACUUUAUGAAUAAACGUGAGUACUGAACGGUUUGCGGAGCCUCGUCUCGGGGAGCCGCAGGCCGAGUCCGCUCUCCCUGAGGACCAGGGGAAGGCCCGGGCCCUGCGCUCCCUCGGGGCCCUGCUGGCCUGUGAGACGGGCAGGCUGCUUGAGGACGCAGUGGGUGGUGGGAGCCUGGAGGGUCGUGGAGGGGCCGUGGGCGCCCGCCCCGUGACGGGAGCAGGAGGGAGCAGCCCAGGGCAGCACCUUGGUGCCGGUCACGUCGUCCGCCCUGUCCCUGCUGGGCCUUACCCCACCUGGGCGUCCGGAGGGACUCUCGGCCUCGGCCUUCCUUCCGUUUGGAGGUGCCAGAUGCAGUCGUUUGCUCUUGACGUGGGAGGAGGCGUCCCCGGGGGCCCCGGGCCUCUGACCGGUUGGACGCAGUCAGCCCUGGUCUCGGCCGGGCCUCUCUCCCCACCCCCGCUGCUUCCCUGACUGGCCAGCGCCGUGGCGUCGCCGUCCUUACCUUCCAAAGGAGGGCUGGGGGCCGCGACACAGGCCCGAGGAAGACCUCGCUGCCCCACGCCCCUUCACGUGUGAGCAAGACCCCUCGCAGUGACCAGUUCUCUGGGGUCGAGUGGAGGACGGAGGAGGGGCUCCAGGAUCUGGAGGUGCCGCGGAUGGAGAGGCAGCCUGGCAGAGGCGGCCAGACACCAGCCGGGCUUCCAGGACGUGGCUGGGCCGGUGGGGCACGGGCCGUGGCCCCCGCGCCAGGGGAGGCUCGCGCCCUCCUGGCCGCCAGCCCCCUGGGCCUGCGCCAGCUUGUGGUUCCUUCGCAUGGUUCCUUCGUGGGAGGCAGAGCUGAAGGAGACCUCACCCCCAGGGCAUCCUCAACAGGCAGGCAGGCAGGCCCGGCUGUCCUGGGCAUGGCCACCUCCCUCUGACCGAGUGAGCUCCAGAAGUAGCUUGUGUUCUCUGGGCUUCGAUGUCCUUGCUGAACACGUGUCCGAGCCCUGGCCAUACUCAGUGUGCCCCCAUGUCUGCCCUGGAGUCCUUGGCCUGGAAGGGCCUGUGGGGUGGGCACCAGCGGGGCUCAUUCUGCUGAGGACAAGAGUGACCGAAAGAGGGCUCUUGCCCGCUCCCACCCCACAGGAGGACCCGAUGCACGGGCGACUUCCAGUCUCCGUCAGCCACCUGACGUUGGCCCCCCACCCAGCCCGGUGUGAGCUGGGGCUGCAGACCACAGACCCCACGGGUUCCAGGCCGGUGCGCUGCUGUCUGACCCGUCCUCUGUAUUGACCUAAGCCCCGCCUCGGACCCGGCCUGUGGCCCCGGGGAGCUGGGCAGCAGCAACCAGCCACGCCCUGGAGGCCUGGUUCUUGGACCGGCCGGUGGGGGACUACUCGGGUGAAGGGCCUCCCUCCUGUGUCCGGGGGCCCUGGCAGACCCCUGACGGGCAGGUCUGGGUGUGUGCAUGUGGGAACGCCACCUUUCCGGCCUUCCCAGCAGACUUUGCCCCACACCACCUGUUUGGUUUCUCGUUCCACUUCCUGCUUGGGGCAGGUGGACCGUGCCUUUUCUGUGGGAGCCAUGUCCUACCCAGUCCUGGCCCUGGGUCUGCUCUCGUUGUCCUCACCUGCCCUCCUUCCCCUGGGCCUGGGUCAGCUUUGGGGGCUGCAGGGGUCCUGGGGUGAGUAUCAAGAUCCUGGUGUCCUCAGAGCGGUAGUCAGGGAGGGGGCCUGGCUGGGUCUGGGCUUCCGGGGCGAGAGGAAGGACAGAGCUGGGGUGAACGGGACAGGGCCAGCCAGACGGGGCCAAGGUUCUCAGAUGCUCCAGCCUCUUUCCUCUCUGUCUCUCCGUUAAUAAUCAUUUUUUUCUCACUCAGUGUCCCAUGUCUGCAUCAUUUGGUUUUACUAGUUUUUUUUUUCUCCUGUAAUAUUUAAUAGAUAUAAGCUAGAUAUGCUGCCUUUUGAAAUGAAUAGAAGAGUCAUUUUUUCCUAGGGACACUUUGGGGGCUUUUUGGACCCCAACACAAGGCCUUGGACAUGGCUGCUCCAUCAAGGAGAGGGUCGUUGCUGGUUUUGAGGAUGAACUUUAAGGGGCAGGCUGGGCCUUCCAGCACCCAGGAGUACUCAACUCAGCGGCUCUGGGGCCCCGUCCCUCCCCAGGGGACCUCAGAUGCAGGGCUCUGGCUGGGACCCUCUGGCUAUUCCUCUGGUUCCCAGCAAGCACAGGCUGUUUCUGCACAGACAGGGCAGUCUGGCCUGGGAGCCGGCUCACUCAGCGUCCUGGGGAACUCAGGCCACGGAGUUUUAGUCAGGACCAUGCUUAUGCUUGUUUCCCUAAAGCACCUCCCCUCCAGGGCUGGGGCUCAGGCCAUACACAUCCUCAGCUGCCUGUCCCUUCACAAAUCACCCAAGAGGGGAGGCUGAUGGAUCAGGAAACGGCUUUGGCUUGGACUGGGCUGGCUGCUCUAUCAGGGGCCAGUCCUAGUCCCUUGUGGGUUCCUGGUACCUGGGCAGGUGUGACGCUGGGGCACCAUGACGUGUGUGUGUGUGUGUGUGUGUGCGCGCGAUCUGACUGAUGUGGUCUCAUCCCUCAUCCCCCAAGGCCUAUUGAGAAGACCCACCAGCACCAACACAUCCCUCUCCACUACCCUGAUCCCCUGUCCCUUCAUUCUGAAGUCCCUCUGUGAGUGUGUGUGGGGUGCUAUGGAUGGGGCUCAGAUGCCCAGUACCCUGCCCUUGAGGACUGUCUGCACGCAGAUUAUCUGGACAGUACUGAUGAUGAGGGAUAGAUGAUGCUUUGAUGUGUAGGGGUGGCCCUUGAUCAGCCUGGGGACAGCAGUGCAGGGCAAGCAGGGGCUGGCAGAGGAGUUGAGCAGCCUCAGGAAAUGGAAAGAAGCUCUCUGUGCCUGCAGUGUGGCAAGUAGGCUCAGCAACUGUGGCAGGAGCUAAGGCUGGAAAAGUAGGUAAGGGUCUUGAGGUCCAUUUAAGGAGCUUGGGUAUUACACCUUGGGUGGUAAGGAGCCACUACACAGUUUUUAAGCAGGACCUGAUAGGUGUAUAUGUGACUUCUCUCUCUGGUCGAAGUCUCUAGAUGGGGAGGGGACCAAAUAGAAGGCUGUUGCAGACAUCAAGAGACAGAUGAUGGUGUCCUGGCCAAAAGGGAGGUAGGAGAGGCAGAGAGAAGAGGUCACCGUCGAGGUACAUUUAGAAAGCAAAAGCAGCAGAACAUGAUGCUUGAUGUUUAAUUAGAUUGAUCAUCUAGAGCAACGUGAAGAGAAUUGAUACCUUCAAAUCCAUGAACAUGGUAUACCUGCCCAUUUUUUGAGGUCUUCCUUAAUUUCUCUCAGCAAUAUUGUGUGUCCUGGAGCAUAGAUAUUUUGCACUUACUCUUACCUACUUUGUUUUUCAACACUUGCAAAUGAUAUUGUAUGUUAGGUUUCAUUUUUCUAAUUUUUUUUUUUUGCUAGUAUAUAGGAAUACAUUUUUUUGUAUAUUAUUUUGUGUCCUAUAGCCUUGUUAAUUCACUUAUUCAUAGUUUGGGGGUUGGGUUGUUGUUUUUUGUUUGGUUUUGGUUUUGAUUUGUAAAUCCCUUAGGAUUUUCUACAUACAGAAUUACGUCCUAUGUGAAAACAGAAAGUUCUGUUUCUUCCUUUCUUACCUGAAUUCAUUUUUUUUUUCUUGCUUUAUUUCUGGAGGCUCGGACCUCCAAUACCAUUUUGAGUAAAAGUGAUGAGAGCCACUUUCCUUGUUCCUGAUCACAGUAGGAAAGCACUCAGUUUCACCAUUAGACAUGAUUUUUUUUUUUUUUUUUUUUUGUAGAUGCUCUUUAUCAGACAGGGAAUUUCCCCCUAUUCCUAGUUUUUGAGAGUUUCUAUCAGAAACAGAUGUUGAAUUUUAUCAAGUGAUUUUCUUUCAUUAUAUAAAUGCAAGGAAGAUCGGAGGAGAUGAUUAUAUAAAUGUUCCCCUUUAUUAAUGUAGUCAAUUAUAUUGGUUGACAUUGUAAUGUUAAAACAAACCUUAUAUCCUCAGGA